UUUUUUUCUCUCUCUCUCUCUCUCUCUCCGGUCACUCCUCGCCUCAUCUUCUCCUCGCUCUCCUCUUCUUCGCAUGUUCCAGAAGCAUCUUCCAUUUUCGGAUCUCUUCUUCUUCCUUCUUCUCUCUUUUCCCUUUCUUCUCUUCUUCUCCUUCUUUUCUGAUUAUUCCCCUGCUUCUAUCUUCCUUCUCGGCCGAACAAAGAGAAAAUGAGAUCGUGAGACCGAGGGAGAGAAAUACAGAGAAAGAUCGAGAGAGAGUUGGGAGUUGGAGAUCGAGGGAAAUCGAGAACACAUGUAAGAACCAAGAUAUUUUGAGAAGGAGAGACCCGAGUCGUCCAUGGGUCAUGGAGAGACUCGUUGGCCGGAGCAGAAAGGGAGACGGAGGAAACUGAGAGAGAGAACCUGUGAAAAUGAACCCGAUAGAGGAUGAUCGUAGAGCUGGGUUCAGCGGGUCAAGCCGAUCGCCGGUGGGUCGACUCCGAUGGAGCCUGAGACGCGACUUCCGGUAGUUGGAACCUGAUUUAUGAUGUCUAAUGGGGGAUUUUUUCAGUGAAAAUUGAGUGGACAUGGUUGUGGUGAUUCCCUAUUUCCAGAGAUAGUGGGGCUUCCGAUUGAGCAGAUGGCCGUUGAUGCGAACGAGGGGCUACAGUGCUGCCAUCCCGGAUUGGCCGUCUAGGUGAUCAAUAUCUGACACACACACAGAGAGAGAGAGAGAGAGAUAGGAAAUGGACGGUGAAAUCGCGAACGUCAUCAAGGUAUGGAUCACAGUCAUUGCAUCUCUCUGUUAUUGUUACUACGUAGUUGCACGAAUCCGGCCAGGCAUGACGCGGCUUCUCUCUCUUCUGCCCAUCUUUUACCUCUUCAUAAUCCUCCCCUUGAACCUCAACUCCAUCCAUAUUGGCGGCCUUACAAUCUUCUUCCUAGUUUGGCUUGGCAACUUCAAGCUCCUCCUCUUCGCCUUCGAUCAAGGCCCUCUAACGCCACUCCCGCCGAAGCUCUUUCACUUCAUCUCCAUAGCUUCCCUUCCCAUCAAGAUCAAUCAAAACCCAUCUCCCCAAAAAGCCACAAAAGUUCCCAGAUCCAUUUUGUUACUUAUAAAAGCCUUGCUUCUUGCUCUGAUAAUCCGAUCAUAUGAAAACAGACCAAAUAUGCACCCAUACGCUGUGUUUGCUCUCUAUUGUUUACAUCUCUACCUUGGUGUCGAGAUCGGGCUAGCCCUGUCUGCUGCUCCGGCUCGAGCCUUUGGGUUUGAGCUCGAGCCACAGUUUCACGAGCCCUAUCUUGCUACCUCGCUACAAGACUUCUGGGGGCGGAGGUGGAACCUCAUGGUAACUAGUAUUCUACGCCCGUCCGUAUACAAACCUGCACGCCAUAUCUCUACGCACGUUGUUGGGCCACGCUGGGCCCCACUGCCAGCGGUGAUCGCGGUCUUCUUGGUCUCCGGUAUAAUGCACGAACUGAUUUUUUAUUACUUCACUCGUGCUUAUCCCACGUGGGAGGUCACGUGGUUCUUUGUCCUACAAGGCGUGUGCGUGGCCAUUGAGAUCGUGGUGAAGAAGGCUGUAACCGACAGGUGGCAGUUGCAUCAGGCCGUUUCGGGGCCGUUGACGGUCGGGUUCGUGGCGGUGACUGGCGUUUGGCUGUUCUUCCCACAAAUAAUUAGGAAUGGUGUGCAUGAGAAAGCCAUUCAGGAAUACCCAAUUAUGGUUGAUUUUGUCAAAGCCAACCUACUCUUUCUUUCAUAAGUAGUAACUUGUUAUUCUUUAAACAUUAAUGAUAUUAAUCAUCACUUUUAACUCAUUUUUAUUUUACUAUGAUAACAUAUUAGAUUUAUAUUUUUUUCUUUUUGUAAGAAGGGUUGUACCAAAUAUUAUUAUACCCUGUAAUCGGACAAAAGUGAGAUAUUUGUAAGGUA
This is a messenger RNA of Alnus glutinosa, 1915 nucleotides long. Its product is annotated as probable long-chain-alcohol O-fatty-acyltransferase 5. The transcript has 3 exons. The record is from RefSeq and is a predicted model, not a curated record. Lineage: Eukaryota; Viridiplantae; Streptophyta; Magnoliopsida; Fagales; Betulaceae. Bases 726 to 1745 code for a protein of 339 amino acids. Gene Ontology annotation, biological process: lipid metabolic process.